Messenger RNA from Amoebophrya sp. A120, 1034 nucleotides. The record is from the annotation of a GenBank genome assembly. NCBI's taxonomy places the organism in Eukaryota, Dinophyceae, Syndiniales, Amoebophryaceae.
AUGGAGAAAAAAGACAGCGCCAAGAAGUUGCGGCAGCUAUGCGACCAGAAGGGAGGAAUCAUUCGUGACGCCAAGGACAAAAAUACGGAGCUCUGCCAGAAAAUUCUGGUCUACGGAAAAGACAAAAGCUCCGACCGCGAGUUUUUGGAGAACGUGUACCGAUUCGUCUUGGAAAAAAUCGAGCGGGAACGAGAGGAGGGGAGGAAAAUAUGCGCGGCGGUGCGGGAAAGUGCUGAUAUUUCGAACUUUGACGAGGUGGAGAUUCAGACGAAAGCCCGCGAGGAACAGGACCGAAAAACGAAGCUUCUGGAGGACCUCGCAAAAAAAGUUCUGAACGCAGUCAAAGCGUGUCCCCCGCCCGGAGAUGUACCAAUGUUUGAGCUGCGUAAAACGCCUCUAUUUUUUAGCUUUAUUACGGUGGUCAGGUGGCUCUCGCGCUGUAGUAAGUAGUUCCUCAGGCCGAGUUCUCUAUUUCACUAGAGAUCUUCGACGAACGUCGAGAGUGACAAUGAUGAUGCGUUGUAUGCAAAACCAUUUGAUAAAAACUCAGGGUACGAAAUUGGUCAAGGACGCGAUCGACUUCUUUCGAGCCGAGAAGAACGUAGCCAAACGAAAAGAAUUUCUGGCGAAACAGAAUAAGGAAGACAAACGGGCGUUCCUAGCUGGCGAAAGUAAGCAGGCAAGUGACGAUGAGCUGGACACCCUGGUUUUGGCAGAGCUUCAAAAGUUUUCGUUCCUUCAGUAAUCGAAUGCUGCAGCUUCUUGGGCGUCGCAAUGCUUUGCCAUAUUCUCAUCCAUCUCUUCCAGGUAUCGUACACUGACUUCGUAACAAAGUCUAAAGAACUAGUCUGUGCAGCGCAUCAGAAACAGUCCAGAUCAACGUACUUCGUACAAUAAUUUCGUGACACACGUCAGUACAGCUCCCUAUUCAUGGAUUUCAUAAAAAAGUAGUCUCGCACCAUAGGCAUAGCGUUCUCGUCUCAAGACAGGCACAUAUACGCAGUACGAAAAAGUUUUUCCGUCCGAAAGUAGAG